Molecule: messenger RNA, 1821 nt
Organism: Didymodactylos carnosus
Lineage: Eukaryota; Metazoa; Rotifera; Eurotatoria; Philodinida; Philodinidae
Source: the annotation of a GenBank genome assembly
AUGCUUGUUUUUGGCUUCAUUCUUUUAUUGAGUUCAUGUAUUCAGUGUUAUACUGAUGAUGUCACUGUCAUUAUAAAUUGGAAUAAUAUCCUUUAUACAAGUAAAAGUACUCUAACAUAUCAAUUGGUUAUCAAUCCAUUAGUGACACGCGCAUCUCCGGUACAUGACAACAUCUAUCAAUCGUUACAUGAUUUACCAGCAGAUUAUAUCCGAUUUAUUCCAUGGUUUCCCUAUCCUCGUUUAGGUAUUGCUGAACUCGAACAACCAUCUGGAUUAUCACAAUGUAAAAAUGUUGGAGAAAAGUAUAAUCUUAUACUGUCUUGUGCUGUUAGUGGUGGUGUGAUUGACAAAAUUGAAUUUGCUUCGUUUGGUACGCCAAUGGGAACAUGUGGAAAUUACGCCUAUGGAAAAUGUAAUUCAAACACUACAAUCGAUGUUCUCCAGAAAAGCUGUGUUAAUCGUCCAAAUUGUACAAUUCCUGUUAAUACAGAUGUAUUUGGUGAUCCAUGUCCUGAUACGGUCAAACGUUUAAUCGCACAAGUAACAUGCAAUCCACCACAAAAUAAUACGUAUUGGGAUCUAACGAGUAUUGAUCCAUUAAUGGAAGAUUUUUUUGAAGCAACAAAAGAUCAUGUUAGUGUAAUUAAUUUUUCUACUCAACCGCGAUGGUUAUAUAAUUUGACAAAUGUUAAUCCUGUUCAGUAUCCAGACUCUGUCAAUGAGGUUGACUGGGAUUACCUGCAAGGAAGCGAAUUACUUGAUAAAACUGGACAACAAAUUGGAGACUAUUAUGGUCGAUUAGUCGCAUGGUAUACUAAAGGUGGUUUUCUAGAUGAAUAUGGUCGCGAACAUAAAAGUCCUUAUAACUAUAAUAUAUCAAUGUGGGAAGUAUUGAACGAGAUCGAUGGUGAACAUUGGAAUGGCAUUGAACAAUAUACUCUCAUUUAUGAUAGUAUGGUAGAGGGAAUUCAAAAAUAUGCUGAUCAAGAAAAAAAGAUCAAAUUCGUUGGAUUAGCACUAGGAGGACACGGUAGAUAUGAUUACUACAGAUACUUUCUAAAUUCAUCAAAUCAUCGUCCUGGUAUUCCAUUAGAUUGGAUUAGUUAUCAUUUUUAUGCCGGUUCAAGUAGUCGAACCGAUCCGGCGACGUAUGAACAAUUUUUUCCACAAACGGACAAUUUUGUUGAAGAAGUAAAAGAAAUUGAGAAAAUUCGUCUCUCUCUCUCGCCGUCAACUCGUACAUACAUCGAUGAAAUUGGCAUCAUAUUGCCGAAUGAUAAUGAUCCAGAUGCACCUCCAUUCCCGAAAAUUUAUUGGAAUGCAGCUGCUGCUGCAUUUGCUUAUAGUUAUUGUAAAUUGGCUCCACUUGGCAUUGAUCUUCUUGGCUCAUCACAAUUUGUUGGUUAUCCAAAAUUAGAUAUUAUGGGUGGACUUUCACCUCAAUAUCCAUCUGUUGCUAUAUUGGAUUGGAACACUGGCUUGGGUACUGCUCGUUAUUGGGUAUUAGCGUUGUUGCUUAAUCAUUUUCAAGUCGGUGAUCAAGCUGUUGAAACCUCAGUGGAACCAUCCUCACCUAUUUAUGCUCAAGCAUUUAUCAAUACAAAACAGAAAAUGUUAAAAUUAUUACUAAUAAACACAAAAUAUACUUCCGCUAAUGUAACCAUUAACAAGGCCAAAGGUUGUACAGCAUGGAUUUUGGAUAAAUCGAGUAAUAGUGCACCUGCGAAACAAAUGAAACUAUUAAGUGAUACAAUACUAAUGACUGAAUAUGCUGUGGUUGUCAUUGACCAGAUGAUAACAACGGAUCAAACGAAAAAUUAA